Brassicogethes aeneus is the source of this 1311-nucleotide messenger RNA. The record is from the annotation of a GenBank genome assembly. Lineage: Eukaryota; Metazoa; Arthropoda; Insecta; Coleoptera; Nitidulidae.
AAUUGCUCUUUGUUUUGAUAAGAAAACUAUCUUAUCAUUUAUUUAAUUUGUGAUUAAUUGUACUAAUUGUAACGUAAUUACACGAUUCAUGUCAAACAAUCAUUUAAUUAUCAGCAUGUUGAAGCUUAAAGAAGUCAAUGUCACCAUACGAAGGGCCAAAAAAGAUGACAUGCUGCAAGUCUACAAGCUGAUUAAGGCAUUGGCGGAAUUCGAGAAACUGGAAGACCAAGUGAAAAUAAACGCUUCAGUUUUGGAAAAAGACGGUUUCGAUAACGAAAGCCCGGCGUUUACGUGCCUAGUGGCCGAAUUAUCCGACGGCUACAUCAUCGGUUACGCGUUAUUUUACUCGUCGUACUCGACGUGGCUGGGAAAGUCGAUUUUUUUGGAGGACUUGUACGUUCAGCCCGCGUACAGGUGCUCUGGCAUCGGGAAACAGUUAUUUUUGGCGGUCGCCAAAAUUGCACAUGAAUCUCCAAGUAAGCGAAUGGACUUCCACUGUUUAUCCUGGAAUCCUGCGUCGGAUUUUUACAAAACUUUGGGGGCUGUCAACAUGACGCAUUCGGAAAAAUGGCAGCUCUUCCGAAUGGAUGAGGCCUGUUUGGAUAAACUCUUUCCUUGAUCAUUAGGUACAGAGUGACCCCAAAAUAAGCGGCCCAAAAGUUUAAGAUGAAUACCUCUUGAAAUUCCCUCAGCAUUUUGUAGAAUUCGCAAAAUUGCAAGAUCACAGUAUUUCUCUUUAUCAAGCUUGUUGGAAUGUAGAUAGGCAACCAAGAUUACAAAUCGAUAAUACUAAAAGCAUGCUGGAUUUAUGAAGAACCAAAUUUGUUAAUUAAGUUAACAUUAACAUUAAGAAGUUAAAUGAACCUAAUCCAUUACUGCUGAAUGAUUUAUUUUUUGUUCAAUGAUUGUGUUCUUUGGAUUAUUGUUUGAUGAGCAGUUUAUAGUUUUCAUUUAUUUUGACUAACAGAUGCUAAAACAAAAUUCACACUAACCAAAAAUGUCAGAUGUCUAAAUUACUUUGCCAUUAAUUUUGCUGCAUAAAAUACCCACCUUAAAUUAGCUUAAUGUUAACUUAAUUUUAAUGUGUGCUGCAUAAAUCCAGCAUUAAGUACCUCUUGCAAAUUUGCGAAUUUAAAAAAAAAUUGUAAAUGAAAUUUCCAAUUGGAAUUUUAAGAGCAAUUUAUCCUUAGUAAGAUUCUCUUACCAUCUGGGCUGCCCUGUAUAUAAGGAAAAUCUCAUUUUUAUGUUAUGUAUACUGCUCAUAAUUUUGAGACACCCUGUACAUAAGUAUGUGAUAAUAAAGUAUUAAAG